AUGCUUAUUUCCAUUGCCAAGCACACCGAAAGCUAUUCAGAUCUUCUCGAUGAGGGCCUAUUGUCGCUGAUGCAAUGUCCUCCUCUACCGUCCUUUGAAAUGACAGCCUCGGCUUUUUCCUACAUUUCCUCCUCCACGCCAGCAAUGUGCUUUGAGGAUCCCUUUGAUGACCCACGCAUGGAGCCUUUGCCUCUUCUCCCCUGCACUUCAAGUGACAAGCAAAUGCUGUCUUCUCAAUCGGUACCCAAUGCCUUACCUUUGUUCGCGGCAAAUGAUGCGAGUGGUCUUGAAUCUCCUUUCGUCCAACUGAACAAGUCAUCUGCGGCCACACUUCGACAAGACCUGAUCGACAUCAUGGACCCCAUCAUCAAUGCCGGUGGACCCAAACGAAGUUGCGAAGCCGUCUUCUUCGACAACGACCAGGGCCCGCUCAACGCCAAGCGACAACGGACGAGCCACCUCUUACAAGUCUCCGAGGAAGAAAGCACAGCUCGCUUUCGUCCAUAUCAAGAGACGCAGUGGCAAGAUCAGUUCCAAAAGCUCGUCCAGUACAAGCUAAAGCAUGGACACUGCUCUGUGCCUCACUCUUGCAAAGAAGACCCCAUCCUCGCCCGAUGGGUCAAGAGGCAAAGGUAUCAAUAUAAGAAGUUCAACGAUAACAACCCUACCUCUACGAUGACCACUCGUCGUAUUCAAGUAUUGGAAUCCCUCGGCUUUGUCUGGAAAUCGCACGCCUCCGCAUGGGAAGACAAGCUGAACGAGCUAAAGGCCUUCAAGCAACAGCGAGGCCACUGCAACGUUCCGGCUCACUAUCCAGAGAAUGCUGCACUGUCCACUUGGGUAAAGUCUCAGCGUCGGCAGUAUAAGCUUUAUAUGUCUGGGUCAUCUGCGUCGACUAUGACGAUCGAUCGGCUCCUACAGCUGCAAUCAGUAGAUUUCGUUUUCGACGCCUCAAAGAAGCCAUCCGCACCUUGUCAAGCAAGCUGGCCACUGCUGUAA
This is a messenger RNA of Cylindrotheca closterium, 999 nucleotides long. Lineage: Eukaryota; Bacillariophyta; Bacillariophyceae; Bacillariales; Bacillariaceae. The record is from the annotation of a GenBank genome assembly.